Molecule: messenger RNA, 438 nt
Organism: Parnassius apollo (apollo)
Lineage: Eukaryota; Metazoa; Arthropoda; Insecta; Lepidoptera; Papilionidae
Source: the annotation of a GenBank genome assembly
AUGUGGUUGCGUGUUCUGGUGGCUGUCAGUGUGACAGUGCAGAUGUGGUCGCAGCACGCAUAUGCGAAUCAGAGAGUGCAGCAGAAUGGUAAAGGUUUCGAGUGGAGUUGGCAGUUGUCACCAGUAGAUUCAGUGCUCGCGAAUCAGUUUUAUGUCCAACUGUCUCAGCCAGUACAAGGAGUUCAUUAUGCAUCGAACGUUGGUGUCUUACAAAAUAUAGAACCAAUACCCGACGGUAGCGCCCAAGCAACAGUGGGAUAUAAUCAUGUGGUACCAGUUCAGAUAUAUGAAAAUCCAUCGCUACCUAACAACACACAGAUAAUACAUAACAGUCAAAGUAACGGAAAUCCUGAGCAUACUCCCCUCGACAUAUAUCUUCUUCGACAGCAAUUCUCUUUGCUAGUGUAUAAACUGUAUAACCAAAUUUAUUCAGCUUAA